Candoia aspera is the source of this 2785-nucleotide messenger RNA. It is a transcript of the gene KCNN3, whose product is annotated as potassium calcium-activated channel subfamily N member 3. Gene Ontology annotation, biological process: potassium ion transmembrane transport. The record is from RefSeq and is a predicted model, not a curated record. Gene Ontology annotation, cellular component: neuron projection; neuronal cell body; plasma membrane. Gene Ontology annotation, molecular function: small conductance calcium-activated potassium channel activity; calmodulin binding. Bases 116 to 2158 code for a protein of 680 amino acids. The transcript has 8 exons. Lineage: Eukaryota; Metazoa; Chordata; Lepidosauria; Squamata; Candoiidae.
GCCGCCACAGCCCAGGCUGGGCACCCGCGGGGCCCGCUUGGAUGCCCCUGCCCUGGGGCGGGCAGCGCGCUGAGCCGGGGCGGGGGCGGGGGCCGGGGCCAGGCAGCGGCGGAGGAUGGAGCCGGGGGCGCCCUUCCCCGAGCCGGGCGGGGCCGAGCGGGCCGCCGAGGAGCCGCGCCCGCCCGCCGCGCCCCCCGGCCUGGCCCCGGCCCCGGCGGGCCCCCUGCGGGCUCCGCCCCCGGGGGCCGCCCUGCGCCCGGCCUCCCGCCACGGCAGCCAGCCCAACGUCAGCGGCGAGCCCUGCUGGGCGGCUCCGGGCCACUCGCCCGGCUCCAGCGGCGGCGGCGGCGGCGGCGGCGGGCCGGGCAAGCACCGGCAGGCCAGCCCGCUGGCGCACCGGCGGGACAGCAACCCCUUCACCGAGAUCGCCAUGAGCUCCUGUAAGUACAGCGGCGGCGUCAUGAAGCCGCUCAGCCGGCUCAGCGCCUCCCGUCGGAACCUGCUCGACGCCGCCGCUGCCGCGGACGCCGAGGCGCAGCCGCUGCAGCUGCUGGCCGCCGGCGCGCCCCCCCCGCCCGAGAUCGUCAUCUCCCGGGAGGACAACCAUUCCCCGGCGGGGCUGCCGCACCCGCGCCCCAACGCGGCCGGCCCGGGGGGGGCGGCGGCGGCGGCGGCGGCCCACAAGCCCCCCGCCGCCGGGGCCGGGGGCGCGCCCGGGCCCCCCUUCGCCAAGGCGCCCAAGCGCAAGAACCAGAACAUCGGCUACCGGCUGGGCCACCGGCGCGCCCUCUUCGAGAAGCGCAAGCGGCUGAGCGACUACGCGCUCAUCUUCGGCAUGUUCGGCAUCGUGGUGAUGGUCAUUGAGACCGAACUGUCCUGGGGCUUGUACUCCAAGGGUUCAAUGUUCUCCCUGGCCUUGAAGUGUCUCAUUAGCCUCUCCACUGCAAUUUUGCUGGGGCUUAUUGUCGCCUAUCACACCCGGGAGGUCCAGCUCUUUGUGAUUGACAACGGGGCCGACGACUGGCGGAUCGCCAUGACUUAUGAGCGCAUUCUCUACAUCAGCCUUGAGAUGCUGGUUUGUGCCGUGCACCCCAUCCCUGGGGAAUACAAGUUUUUCUGGACUGCCCGCCUGGCCUUCUCGUAUGCGCCUUCCCGGGCUGAGGCCGACGUGGACAUCAUUCUCUCCAUCCCCAUGUUUCUCCGCCUCUAUCUGAUCGCCCGGGUUAUGCUUCUUCACAGCAAGCUUUUCACGGACGCCUCUUCCCGCAGCAUCGGUGCGCUCAACAAGAUUAACUUCAACACCCGUUUUGUGAUGAAGACGCUCAUGACUAUCUGCCCCGGGACGGUCCUUCUGGUCUUCAGCAUCUCCCUGUGGAUCAUCGCUGCCUGGACGGUGCGCGUGUGUGAGAGGUAUCACGACCAACAAGACGUGACCAGCAACUUCCUGGGUGCCAUGUGGCUGAUUUCCAUCACAUUUCUCUCCAUCGGCUACGGUGACAUGGUUCCACACACGUACUGUGGGAAAGGCGUCUGUCUGCUCACGGGAAUUAUGGGAGCUGGUUGCACCGCCCUGGUGGUGGCUGUGGUGGCCCGUAAACUAGAGCUGACCAAGGCCGAGAAACACGUCCACAACUUCAUGAUGGACACCCAGCUCACCAAGCGGAUCAAGAACGCUGCCGCCAACGUCCUUAGGGAAACCUGGCUGAUUUACAAACACACCAAGCUGUUGAAGAAAAUUGACCAUGGCAAAAUCCGGAAGCACCAGAGGAAGUUCCUCCAAGCCAUCCACCAGUUAAGAAGUGUGAAGAUGGAGCAGAGGAAGCUGAGUGACCAAGCCAACACUUUGGUCGAUCUGUCUAAGAUGCAGAAUGUCAUGUACGACCUCAUCACGGAGCUGAACGACCGCAGCGAAGACUUGGAGAAGCAGCUGGGCGGGUUGGAGAGCAAGCUGGAACAGUUGGCCACCAACUUCAGCUCUCUGCCGUUGCUGAUCACGGACACCUUGCGCCAACAGCAGCAGCAGCUCCUGGCCACCAUCAUUGAGGCCCGGGGGGUGAGCAUGGGUGUUGGGGCCAACCAGACACCCCUCUCUGACAGCCCCCUUGGGGUCAGCUCCACCACCUUCCCCACCCCAUAUACCAGCUCGAGCAGUUGUUGAACUGGCCCCGUGGGGGAAAACGACAGCAGCCACCACCCGGAAGGCAAGCGAAAAAGCCGGAAUGGACCCCCACGGGGCUUGAUCUGUUCCAGUACAAACUCGAACCCAGCCCCGGAAGGAGGGGAGGACCCCAAGCGCUCAGGGAGCCCGGGACCCAGAACGGUACAGUCUCGGCCCUGGCGCCUCUGCGGGGUUGGGGUGGGGCAGGGAGGGGAGGGGUCUUUUUCAGCAGAGCCCCUCGCUGCGGGGCUUUGUGGACGAUCAGAAUCCACGUUCAAUCUCAGGUCUUCAAAGUGAAAACAAGCCAAUCGAAGGGCAGUGCUGCUGCGAUGGAGCCGGAUAGGGGACCAAUCCACUGUGUGGAUCCCACGCCACAGGCGAAGGGGUUGUUCUCCUUCCUUCCUCCCUUCCUUCCCUCCUCCCUCCCUCCCUCCCUCUCUUCCAAAUCUUGCCAGAGGAUGCCACCAUGGAGAGGAGAAGCAGCUUCCCUUCCCACUGCUCUCUCUUUCCUCCAUUUUCCAUCUGCCCAGGAGUGCAACACCGCCCUGGCUGCUUCUGUGUGAGUCCCUACGGCUGGGCCGGCCUUCCUGGGGAUCCAUCCAACGUGGCACGUCCUCAUAGAGCAGC